Messenger RNA from Nipponia nippon (crested ibis), 519 nucleotides. Lineage: Eukaryota; Metazoa; Chordata; Aves; Pelecaniformes; Threskiornithidae. The record is from RefSeq and is a predicted model, not a curated record.
AUGGAGCCCGGCGGAGCUGCUGGGGUGCGGGAUGCUGCUGUGAGACCCCAGAGAAGAGCAGCCCCCGCCCCAGGACAAGCGCUCCGGGGCGCCGACACCUCCGAGCCGCUGCUGCUUUUGAAAGCUUCAUCCGUGCCUGCGGCUGCUGCUGCCCGGGACGCUGAGGGGCUGGCCGUGCCUUUCGACGUCUUCCGCUACGGCGUCCUCACCUGCUUCGUGCUGCUGGAGUUCGCCGCCAAGGCAGACGCGCUCUUCGGUGUCCUGGACGGCGGCUCCGGCACUGCCGAUGGGAGGGUCUGCCAGGCUGUGCUGCGGGCGCUGGAGGACGCGCUGGGCGCCGGCCACUUCUCUCUCCCCAGCCGCUACCUGGAGGCGGGCUCCAAGCUGGGGCCGGACGGCCUGGCCCUGGCCAUGGACCGGGCGCUGCAGGAGAGGAAGCUUGGCACCUCCAUGAGCCGGGAGGAGUUCCUGAAGAAAGCCACUGCCUUGUUCGUUGCAAAAGUGAAGCCUGUCGAGUAA